GUUCUCGAUGCUUCUCUGAGUGCGCCUGUGUCUGGCAGAGCCGGUGUGAGACGAAGAGACAAUCCUUCCCAGCCGUCGGGAUAAUCAAAGAGUUUUGGCCGGACCUUCGAGCACACACCGAGAUAGUGAGGAGCCAGACGAAAAGCACAGACUAUGGCGCUGAAACGGAUUAAUAAGGAACUUAGUGAUUUGGCCCGUGACUCUCCAGCACAAUGUUCUGCAGGUCCAGUUGGGGAUGAUAUGUUUCAUUGGCAAGCCACAAUUAUGGGACCUAAUGACAGCCCAUAUCAAGGCGGUGUAUUCUUUUUGACAAUUCAUUUUCCUACAGACUACCCCUUCAAACCACCUAAGGUUGCAUUUACAACAAGAAUUUAUCAUCCAAAUAUUAACAGUAAUGGCAGCAUUUGUCUCGAUAUUCUAAGAUCACAGUGGUCUCCUGCUUUAACUAUUUCUAAAGUUCUUUUAUCCAUUUGUUCACUGCUAUGUGAUCCAAACCCAGAUGACCCCCUAGUGCCAGAGAUUGCACGGAUCUAUAAAACAGACAGAGAUAAGUACAACAGAAUAUCUCGGGAAUGGACUCAGAAGUAUGCCAUGUGAUGCUACCUUAAAGUCAGAAUAACCUGCAUUAUAGCUGGAAUAAACUUUAAAUUACUGUU
Messenger RNA from Dama dama (fallow deer), 656 nucleotides. RefSeq names its product ubiquitin-conjugating enzyme E2 D3-like. Gene Ontology annotation, cellular component: nucleus. The record is from RefSeq and is a predicted model, not a curated record. Lineage: Eukaryota; Metazoa; Chordata; Mammalia; Artiodactyla; Cervidae. Gene Ontology annotation, molecular function: ubiquitin conjugating enzyme activity. Gene Ontology annotation, biological process: protein K11-linked ubiquitination; ubiquitin-dependent protein catabolic process. Bases 154 to 597 code for a protein of 147 amino acids. The transcript is spliced from 2 exons.